This is a messenger RNA of Vigna radiata var. radiata (mung bean), 1320 nucleotides long. Its product is annotated as glyoxylate/hydroxypyruvate reductase HPR3-like. The record is from RefSeq and is a predicted model, not a curated record. The transcript has 3 exons. NCBI's taxonomy places the organism in Eukaryota, Viridiplantae, Streptophyta, Magnoliopsida, Fabales, Fabaceae. Bases 73 to 1053 code for a protein of 326 amino acids. Gene Ontology annotation, cellular component: cytosol. Gene Ontology annotation, molecular function: hydroxypyruvate reductase [NAD(P)H] activity; glyoxylate reductase (NADPH) activity; NAD binding.
CCAAAGUCAACUCAACCACUCUACUUCUCUAACAAUCUUUCUCAGCUUAUCUCUUCUGGAGCUCAACCAUCAAUGGCAAUGGAAGACAAGCACAACCUCAAAGAUAAUAAGGAGCUUCAACCACUCCUAGUGUUUGGUCCUCCAACAAUCUUCCCAGUUUUUGAAGCUGAAAACUCUCACAAGUACCGUUUCCUCAAAGCUUUCUCCUCAAAAGUUCCUCUCCACCAAUUCCUCACUGAGCAAAAGGUUGACCCCUCAUCCAUUCAAGCCAUAUUGUGCAACCCUUCACAGAAGGUCUCAGCAGAUGCCAUCCGGCUCCUCCCAUCACUCGGCAUCAUUGUGACCCCCAGCGCUGGAACCGACCACAUAGACUUGGUUGAAUGCAGCCGUCAUAGUAUUCAGGUUGCCUCUACUGCUGGAGAUCAUGCCGGGGAUGUUGCUGAUAUGGCUGUUGGGUUGUUGCUUGAUUUAGUAUGCAAAAUUUCUGCUGCUGAUCGACAUGUUCGGAAACGGGGUCCGUCUAUGCCCUUGAAUCUUUCUUUUGGUUUUAAGCUAAAAGGAAAGCGAGUAGGGAUUAUUGGAUUGGGAAAAAUUGGCACAGCAGUUGCUGAAAGGCUUGAGGCCUUCGGUUGCAGAAUGAUGUACAAUUCAAGAAACGAGAAGGCAUUUAUUUCAUACCCCUUUUAUUCAAAUGUUGUUGAGCUUGCUGGUGAUAGUGAUGUCCUUGUGGUUUGUUGCGCAUUAAAUGAAGAAACAAGGCACAUAGUGAAUAGGGAAGUGAUGUUGGCGUUGGGGAAAGAUGGAUUUAUUGUGAAUGUUGGGCGUGGAGCUCUGAUUGAUGAAAAUGAAUUGGUGCAGUGUUUGAUGAAAGGGGAGAUAGGAGGUGCUGGUUUGGAUGUGUUUGAGAAUGAGCCUAUUGUUCCCACUCAUCUCUUUUCUUUGGAUAAUGUGGUCCUCUCCCCACAUAAUUCUGCAUUUACUUCAGAUUUUUUCCAUGAAUCAUGUAAACUUGCAGCAGAAACUCUGCAAGUUUUCUUUUCAAGUAGCAGCUAGCAGAUCCUGUAAGCUAAGGUCAAGGAGUCAAUUUUUGUGUGAGAUACUAGAAGCUCUAGUCCUACUUUUCUUACUUUGAUGAAACUGAGAUGUUUCUGCAUGCACUCAGCUCAUCUAGUGAAAGAUGUUAUAUACAUAGUUAUAAGAUUAACUUUGUAUUGUAGUAAGAUGAAAAUGAAGGAAAAGAAAAGUGUAGAUGAGAUAGAUGAUUAUGCUAACCAAAAAUAGCAUAUUAACAGCUAACUUUUGGUGAUAAAAGAAAAACAA